AUGUGUUUGAUGUGUUCGGCGAAAGCCGUGUUUUCAUGUCUCUCUCUCUCUCUCUCUCUCUCUCUCUCUUUUUUUUCGGGUCUUUUUCUGUUACCUUCACGCGUGGCGCCCUCGUUGCUCCGCUUUUCCGAACCACCGAUCUUUUUACCAAGUAACUUAGAGAGGCUGGUUUUUCCGGCGUACGGUCAACUUUCGUAUUUCUCCGAUUUAUGCACAAACGUGGGGUCCGGGAAAUUUCCAAUUGUGGCUGUUGCUGGGACAACCACAAGCAGCGCUCCCCUCAGAAAGCCGCGCGCUCUCGGGGGUCACAUCGGUCCGGUUUAUCCUUUGUUCCUGCACCCCACAAAAAUUAAAAUAUUAAUUUCUCCGGCCGGCCCCUUGCAGCCCAACCGAAAAGAGAACGAUUUUUUUCUCCACAGAUUGUUCCGUGUGUGUCUACCCCAACUUUCACUGCAUAAACAACGGAAAAGGAAAGACCCUAUGAUGGAGCAGUUUCUCCAGAUUCUAUCUGCAUCAGGGCCUUCCUCGACCGUUGAGUAG
Lachancea sp. 'fantastica' is the source of this 540-nucleotide messenger RNA. Lineage: Eukaryota; Fungi; Ascomycota; Saccharomycetes; Saccharomycetales; Saccharomycetaceae. The record is from the annotation of a GenBank genome assembly.